Molecule: messenger RNA, 1674 nt
Organism: Mercurialis annua (annual mercury)
Lineage: Eukaryota; Viridiplantae; Streptophyta; Magnoliopsida; Malpighiales; Euphorbiaceae
Product: enolase
Exons: 16
Coding region: 77-1414 (445 amino acids)
Biological process (GO): glycolytic process
Cellular component (GO): phosphopyruvate hydratase complex
Molecular function (GO): phosphopyruvate hydratase activity; magnesium ion binding
Source: RefSeq, a predicted model, not a curated record
CAAAUCGUACUCACACAACUGCUUUAAACACUUGUCUUCUUUAUCUGAAAAACCCUCAGAUCUCAAAAUAUUUCCGAUGGCUAUUACUAUCGUCUCCGUCAAGGCCAGGCAGAUCUUCGACAGCCGUGGAAAUCCAACCGUCGAGGCUGAUGUGAAAUUAUCCGAUGGUCACUUGGCUAGAGCUGCCGUGCCUAGUGGUGCUUCCACUGGUAUCUAUGAGGCUCUUGAGUUGAGAGAUGGAGGAUCGGAUUAUCUUGGAAAAGGUGUUUCCAAGGCUGUUGGUAAUGUUAACUCGAUUAUUGGCCCAGCAUUGGUCGGCAAGGACCCAGCUGAGCAGACUGCUAUUGAUACCUUUAUGGUUCAAGAAUUAGAUGGAACUACCAACGAGUGGGGUUGGUGCAAACAAAAGCUUGGAGCAAAUGCCAUUUUGGCAGUCUCUCUUGCAGUAUGCAAAGCUGGUGCUCAUGCCAAGGGUAUUCCUCUUUACAAGCACAUUGCUAACCUUGCCGGUAACAAGAACUUGGUGUUGCCUGUCCCUGCUUUCAAUGUCAUCAAUGGUGGAUCACAUGCAGGAAACAAACUCGCUAUGCAGGAGUUCAUGAUUCUUCCAGUUGGAGCAUCUUCAUUCAAAGAGGCCAUGAAGAUGGGUUCUGAAGUAUACCAUCACUUGAAGUCUGUGAUUAAAAAGAAAUACGGCCAGGAUGCAACAAAUGUUGGUGAUGAAGGUGGUUUUGCUCCCAACAUUCAGGAAAAUAAGGAAGGACUUGAACUUCUCAAGACUGCAAUUGCCAAAGCAGGAUACACAGAUAAAGUGGUUAUUGGAAUGGAUGUUGCUGCUUCAGAAUUUUAUGGCUCAGAUAAAUCAUAUGAUCUGAACUUCAAAGAAGAGAACAAUGAUGGUUCACAGAAGAUAUCAGGUGUAGCUCUCAAGGACCUCUACAAGUCAUUUGCAACUGAGUAUCCCAUUGUAUCGAUUGAAGAUCCCUUUGACCAAGAUGACUGGGAACACUACUCAAAGAUUACUACUGAAAUUGGAGACAAAGUGCAAAUAGUAGGAGAUGAUCUCUUAGUCACCAACCCUAAGAGGGUUGAGAAGGCUAUCAAAGAGAAGUCUUGCAAUGCUCUCCUUCUCAAGGUUAAUCAGAUUGGAUCUGUAACUGAGAGCAUUGAAGCCGUGAAGAUGUCCAAGCGUGCUGGUUGGGGCGUGAUGGCUAGCCACCGUAGUGGUGAAACCGAGGACACUUUCAUUGCUGAUUUAUCAGUCGGUUUGUCCACGGGUCAGAUCAAGACUGGAGCACCAUGCAGAUCCGAGCGCCUUGCAAAAUACAAUCAGAUCUUACGUAUCGAGGAAGAGCUUGGCGCCGAAGCUGUUUAUGCUGGAGUGAAUUUCAGGACACCCGUUGAGCCCUAUUAGAAAUUGAAAAGGCUACUAGUUAGAAAUCAGACUUGAGGACUGGAAUUUUACUUGAAGUGAAAUAAGUUUUAUCUAAUGUUAUAUUGAAUGGGUUUUACUGAGGACCCUUUUCCAAUAAUUUUCACAGGAAGUUUUGUUUCUAAAAGAUCGGAACUGUUGUAGCGAGAAAUGUUCUCAAAUCGGAAUGUGUUUUAACUGCUUGAAAUGUUUAUUGAGUUUGGUUUUUACAGUAAGAAAAUCUUGAAAUGCCUUUUUAGAAA